Molecule: messenger RNA, 3553 nt
Organism: Chelmon rostratus (copperband butterflyfish)
Lineage: Eukaryota; Metazoa; Chordata; Actinopteri; Chaetodontiformes; Chaetodontidae
Product: toll-like receptor 13
Exons: 5
Coding region: 1930-3198 (422 amino acids)
Biological process (GO): inflammatory response; immune response; toll-like receptor signaling pathway
Cellular component (GO): membrane
Molecular function (GO): transmembrane signaling receptor activity; protein binding
Source: RefSeq, a predicted model, not a curated record
UUUCCCCGGCUGGGGAUGAGUCAAGUCUUAUCUUUUUACCUGUCAACAUUAUUUCAGUUUAAGUGAGGGUCUGACUUUGAUUGAUUUCUGUCACACUGAUCAAACUCGGCUGAGGGAAGUUGUGGAAAAGGCUGUUAAAUUCAUCUGUAUGGAAGCAAACAUCAUUUUUGAGUCGUAACUGGAAAAACUUGGAUGGAUUGAUUUCAUCCACCAACAAGAUUACAAGUUGUUUUGGACAUUCAGGAUGCAUCAGGGACUGUUCCUUGUGACCUGAAGGCGUGCAGUAUUGAACUAAAAUAUUCUCCAUCGCCAAGUUAAAAAAUCAUCAAAAUAAAAAAAAUAUAAAAAAGCGGAAAAAAACAGCGUUGCUCCCAAAGAUCAACAUGUCAGCCAUGAGAAGUUGGCCUCUGCUCCUCAUCUUCCUCCUGCUUCAUCACAACCCCUCACUGGCUUUUUCACUGAAAAACUGUACAGCUGUCUAUUCUGAAAACGUCAAAUAUCUGUGGGUUACAUGUCGAGAGCGCGACCUCACUGCUAUUCCAGAUGACAUUCCCCGAAAUGCAGCAUCACUAGACCUCAGCUCAAACAACCUUCUGAAGAUCACCAGGACAGAUUUGAGGUGUUUGUCAAAGCUCACUGAAUUACAAGUUCAAUUUAACUUGAUUUCACACAUUGAUGAUGGAGCUUUUGCAGACCUGAUGGAGUUAAGGGCCUUUAACAUGGAAAACAAUAAACUUACAAACCUGACAGACGACACGUUUCUAGGACUGUCCAAAUUAGUCUCACUGUCUCUGAAUCAGAACCAUAUCUCAUAUAUCUCCCCCGUGGCCUUUCAGCCACUGGUCAGCAUACAGGUAGUAUCUCUGGGCGCCAACCGCCUACAUCAAAUUGCAGACAUUGCACCAAUCUUCAAAUUACCAACUUUACAUUUUUUGUACCUUGGGUAUAACCAGUUGACCUCUUUUCAAUCAGACGACCUGCAUGUUAAUGUCUCAAACCUCAGGUUACUGCAGCUGAGCAUGAACCCACUAAGAAAGUUCAGCAUCACAAAAGACAUCUUUCCUCACCUAAGCUCUCUCGACUUGUGCAAGUGCACCAUCGACAUUGAGUGGGAUGUACCAAACAAGACCUUUCUGAGGAGCCUGAUUAGUUUGUCCUUUAGUGGAACUUAUAUUAGCUUUGAGGCCUACAGAGGGAUGCUGCAGACCGCUGACUCCCUACAAACACUUAAUCUGUACUUCAUGAAGACGUGGAUAGAUGAAGGUCUCAUAGAUAUCGCCUGCCAAAUUCCUUCUUUAGGAGUUCUUGAUGUAACGGUUAGUGACAUUGGCACCAUAGACGAUAACCUGCUUCGGUCUUGUUCUCGGCUAACUGAUCUCGUUCUAUCUCGUAAUCACCUGUCUGAGCUGUCCAAGCAUUCGCUUAGCUCCAUGACGCAGCUCAGGCGGCUGGUUUUGGACAGCAACCAUCUGCCUCAACUUCCACUUGCACUCCGAGGACUCUCCACACUGGAAAUCUUGGAUCUGAGCACCAAUUUCAUCAGCGGGCUUGAUUGCCAUGACUUCUAGGAUUUGACAAGAUUAACAGAACUUAAUCUGAACCACAAUCGCAUUUCAAAACUUAAAGGGUGUGUUUUUCAAAACUUGAACAAUUUAAAGGUACUUAAUAUUGGAGAAAACGCUAUUUUUACUUUUGACAAUGCCUUCAAAGUUAAUUUGUGCAAACUGGAAUCUUUGAAUUUGCACAAUAGUGGUUUCCUAAAGAUCAUGCAAGGAGACUUCAGGAAUCUGUCUUCCCUCAGUUUUCUGGAUUUAGAAUCAAACAAAUACUACACUGUAUACGACGGGGCUUUUGAAGGACUCGAUAAUCUACAAACUCUGAGUCUUUCACUUGAUCAGUACCAAAGGACUACCACAAUUAAAAAAUCUGAUGCUACAUCUUACUUGGAACCAGAAGAACUCUCAACAACAUGAUGAGCCGCCGUUCUCAAAUUUACCCAACUUGAGGCAGCUUGUACUCAAAGUUUACGACACGUAUUAUAUGGAAAUUUUGCCAGAUCUGCUCAGAGGUCUGAAAUCUUUAGAGUACUUCAGGUCGGAGAAAUUCUUCACAAAGUCAUUGCACCCAGACACAUUUAAAUACACUCCCCAACUUAAAGGUCUUCAGAUAAUCCACAGUGAGCUGUCAGCUUUAACCCCUGAACUGUUCUGGCCCAUCCCAAACCUACAGGUACUCGAUCUCUCCUACAAUAGAAUCAGGUCUUUGGAUUUUCUGGCCAGGGCCAACCUGCCAGCUCUCACCUGGAUAAAACUCAGUAACAAUAUGUUGUCAGUCAUCAACGUGACAGCCUUCCAAUCCCUCCCUGCCUUGACAUAUCUGGAUCUGACUGGUAACCCGUUAACAUGUGAAUGCUCUAAUUCUGGCUUUAGCCAGUGGCUGCAGAGCAACAACCAGACACAGGUUGUUAAUGGCCACCAGUUCACUUGUGCCUUUCCAGUUAGCCAACAGGGAAACAAGUUCUUGGACUUUGACAUCAGUUCCUGUUGGAUGGACGCUAGCUUUGUCUGCUUCAUUUCUAGCGCUGGUCUGAUUGUGUUUACUCUCCUCACAUCCUUCAUCUACCACUUCCUGAGGUGGCACCUAGCCUAUACCUACUACCUCUUCCUGGCCUUCCUCUAUGAUAAGAAGAGAAGCAAAGACACUCCUCACCAAUACGAUGCUUUCGUCUCCUACAAUAUUCAUGAUGAGGAGUGGGUCUACAGAGAGAUGCUUCCGGUGCUGGAGGGGGAGCAAGGCUGGAAACUCUGUCUGCACCACAGGGACUUUGAACCAGGGAAGCCCAUAGUAGAGAACAUUACAGAGGCCAUCUACGGCAGCUGGAAGACCAUCUGUGUGAUCAGCCGACACUACCUGCAGAGCGAGUGGUGCUCCAAAGAGAUCCAGAUGGCCAGCUUUCGUCUGUUUGAUGAGCAGAAGGACGUGCUGAUCCUGCUGUUCCUGGAGGACAUCCCAGCCUAUCAGCUGUCUCCGUACUACCAGCUGAGGAGCCUGGUAAAGAGAUGCACCUACCUGAGCUGGCCACAAGCCAGCCAACACGCCGGAGUCUUCUGGCAGAACGUACGUCAAGCUCUGGAGGGAGUCGAACGUCCGGAUGAGCGCACACACCUCCUCGCUGGACAUCCAGGCUUCAAUCAGUGAGGUCUGAGAAACUCCCUCAGAACCAGAGAUGAGAAAAGAAAAUUAUUUGAUGAUGAAAUCCAAAAAAUCUAAAUAAAAAACAAGCAUGAGUGUCACAACAGGCAGAUAUGAAUUUUAAAUUUUUCAACACAGCUAAGCCAAUCAAAGUCAAGGACUGGAGCUAUCUGUUACAUUACGAAUACAAUAUCAGUCACAGGUGAUGUUUCUCUAUAGAACAAGUCCUUUUACUUUUGAUUUCGCUGAUGAUGCUUUUGUGUGAUGGACUUUCUAACACUUCUUUUUUAGUGAAUGGAAUGCUGAUUGCAGGUGAUUUUGUCACGUACCUGUACUGAACUGUAAUACAGAGGUGUGUUUU